This is a messenger RNA of Prorocentrum cordatum, 1030 nucleotides long. NCBI's taxonomy places the organism in Eukaryota, Dinophyceae, Prorocentrales, Prorocentraceae. The record is from the annotation of a GenBank genome assembly.
CUCGCCGACACCAGUCCCGCACUGUCUGGCCGCGGCUCGCCGCGGCUGCCGGGGCGGGACGGCGGCUCGCAGGAGGGCGACGGAAGCUGGCGCCCGAUCACAGGAGGCAGGACACCGCUGCGGCGAAGGCCAGGCCGCCCAUGAACCCGAGGUACACCGCGAGGCUCAUGGCGCCGGCGGUGUCGCUCUUCUGGGUGGCGGGCACAGCCUCCAGGGCGACGACGGUGCUCCAGCUGCCCCCGAGGGCGCCCGCGGACACGAAGGGCACCCACACGACGGAAAAAGGCCGCCCUCGAGAGCCACGGCUCGGGCCGCAGGGCCUCCUGCACGAGCAGGCCCCAGGCGGGCACGCGGCACAGCUGCAGCAGCACGUUGAGCGCCAGGUGCAGCCUCAGGCGCCGCGGGUGCGGCACGGCGUAGAAGGCGCUGCGGCCGAGGAAGUCCGAGAGCAGCUUGGAGAGGACGAUCUGCUGCCCGAGCCCAUGUCCGCGUGCGCCAGCCUGUCUGCAAGGGGCGUGAGGGACAUGUUCUGCGCCACGGCGGCCCACUGGCACGCCCGGAUGGCCAGCGCGAAGGCCCGGGAGGGCUCGGGGGAAUCUCCGGCGGAGGCGCCGGCGCCGCAGGACCGCUGCUCGAUGAGCUCGCCGUGGUGCUCGUAGGCGGCGUCCAGGAUGCCCGCGCGCUGGCUCCAGUGGUAGAGGGCGCAGGGGACGACCGCGAUGGACACUGCGCCCCCGAAGUACGAAGACACGGCUGCGUCGGAGCACCCGGGGGCGAAGCGGAAGAUGCCGGCGGCGACGUUCACGUACGCGCCAGAGGCCGUCUGGCCGAGGUAGAACCAGCCCGUGAGCAUGGGAGACAGCGUCCCGAAAAACUGCGAAGGCAGAGGCGCGAAAAGCUGCAUAAGCAUGACCUUGCCAAGGGCGUCCUAGAUAGGGUCCGAGUUCAGUCGGGCCGCUGAAAGAAGGAACGGUAAAUAAGGAACGAAUCCCCUUCGUGGCCCUGUAAGCGCCUCCGUGCCCCAGGAGGG